Messenger RNA from Gigantopelta aegis, 2112 nucleotides. Its product is annotated as fibrillin-3-like. NCBI's taxonomy places the organism in Eukaryota, Metazoa, Mollusca, Gastropoda, Neomphalida, Peltospiridae. The transcript is spliced from 15 exons. The annotation marks the transcript as partial. Gene Ontology annotation, molecular function: calcium ion binding; protein binding. The record is from RefSeq and is a predicted model, not a curated record.
AAUGUAUUAUAAUCCGUCAAAGUCGCCUUCUGUGGAGAUGCAUCAGUUGUCUUGAUUCAGUAAUAAGCAGUACUUAUUUAGACACGCUUACAGUUUGGAUCACUGAAUAAAAGACAGGAUUUAAGAAGAUCUGAAGUAAGAAACGAAGUCUACUGUGCAGUAGUUAGUUUCGAUUACGCAUGAUGUUUGUGCUUGGAUUUCUCUUCAUUUGGAUGCACGCAGCAUACGUUACUGAGGCGCUAUGUCCGAGUGACGGGACCCCAGUGAUAAACAUGUGCAGUCUCAACUCACAGUUUGGAAGACUGUUUUACAUUGACGGACAACUGAUGCAAAGCUACGUAAAAGAAUGCACGUGCACCAUCACGUCUAACAAAGAUGAAACUAUGUAUUACGCCUCCAAAAAAACCCAGACGGGAAGUACUCAGUGCGACAUUGCGACGUUUCGUCUGGACACACAGACAGGAGCGCCGAAGACCUGGAACUGUGGGACCGACGGUUUUGUCUUCACACCCGAGUCAAUCAGCGCCACGGUCCCCUGGAGUGUCGUCCUCACAAAAACCAGCCUCGGUCUGAACCUAACAAGCGACGUUGAUACUGGCUACUGCUUUCGAGUGUCCUUGUUUACUUCAGAAUUCAACGUGACCUGCUUUGCGGGUACGAACACGACCACUGACAUAAACGAGUGUGAUCUGGGAACAGACAACUGUCAUGACAACGCUCUGUGUAGCAACACCCCGACAUCCUUUUCCUGCACCUGUACAACUGGGUUCUCUGGGGAUGGCAUCUUCUGUCAAGACAACGACGAAUGUACAGAUGGGAGUGCCACUUGUCACCAGGAUGCCGACUGCACUAAUACUGUUGGAUCCUACAACUGUUCUUGUAAGACUGGAUACUCAGGAGAUGGAAGGAACUGUACAGUAUCAGACAUCAACGAAUGUAUAGACGGAAGUGCCACUUGUCACAACGAUGCAGACUGCACUAAUACUGUUGGAUCCUACAACUGUUCCUGUAAGACAGGAUACUCGGGAGAUGGAAGGAACUGUACUGACAUCAAUGAAUGUACAGACGGGAGUGCCACUUGUCACAACGAUGCAGACUGUACUAAUACUGUUGGAUCCUACAACUGUUCGUGUAAGACAGGAUACUCGGGAGAUGGAAGGAACUGUACAGACACUGACGAAUGUACAGACGGGAGUGCCACUUGUCAUCAGGAUGCAGACUGCACUAAUACUGUUGGAUCUUACAACUGUUCUUGUAAGACAGGCUACUCGGGAGAUGGAAGGAACUGUUCAGACAUCAACGAAUGUACUGAUGGGAGUGCUACAUGUCACCAGGAUGCAGACUGCACUAAUACUAUCGGAUCCUACAACUGUUCUUGUAAAAUUGGCUACUCUGGAGAUGGACGCAAUUGUACAGAUGUUGAUGAAUGUUCAACAGGAAUACACGACUGUCAUGCAAACGCCGAAUGUUUUAAUAUUCCGGGGUCCUUUAACGAUGUCGAUGAGUGUUUGGGUUCUAACGACUGUCAUACCAAUGCUGACUGUCAAAAUAACGCUGGUUCGUACUCGUGUAGCUGCAGAAUUGGCUACAUCGGCAAUGGAAAAACGUGCGCUGAUAUCAAUGAAUGUACUGAUGGUUCUAACGACUGUGAUUCCAAUGCUGACUGUCAAAAUAACGCUGGAUCUUACACGUGUAGCUGUAGGGCUGGCUUCACCGGGGAUGGGAAAACGUGCCUUGAUAUUAAUGAAUGUACUGCUGGAACACAUAACUGUCACCCCCAACGUGCGAGCUGCACCAAUCUAGAAGGAUCCUAUUUGUGUAUUUGCUUGGAUGGUUAUUCUGGAGACGGAACAACGUGUUUAGACAUCAACGAAUGUACAGACGGGAGUGCCACGUGUCACCAGGAUGCAGACUCCACUAAUACUGUCGGAUCCUACAUCUGUUCUUGUAAGACUGGCUUCUCGGGAGAUGGAAAGACUACGUGUGCAGAUGUUGAUGAGUGUGUAUUGAAGACACACAACUGUGAUAGUAACGCUGACUGCAGUAACACUGUCGGAUCCUACGACUGUGUGUGCAACUCGGGAUACACUGGUGAUGGAUUCAACUGUUUAG